Messenger RNA from Beta vulgaris subsp. vulgaris (sugar beet), 3518 nucleotides. Its product is annotated as autophagy-related protein 9. Gene Ontology annotation, biological process: autophagy of mitochondrion; protein localization to phagophore assembly site. Lineage: Eukaryota; Viridiplantae; Streptophyta; Magnoliopsida; Caryophyllales; Amaranthaceae. Gene Ontology annotation, cellular component: autophagosome; phagophore assembly site. Bases 544 to 3246 code for a protein of 900 amino acids. The transcript has 11 exons. The record is from RefSeq and is a predicted model, not a curated record.
UUCCUCUUUUCUUCUAGUUAGAGAACUUUGGAAUUUUUGUUCAACUCAUCAACUAUAUUAGAAGAAAAAAAAAAGGAGAAAGAUAAGAACAAUUUCAUCAAUUAAAAAAUCCCCAUUAAAAUAAAACUCUUUCUUCCUCAAAGUUUUGAAGAAGGAGAGAAGAAAAAAGAGAAUAACCCAUUAUUCCUUCAUCUUCUUCAUUACUUCCACGCAAUCCAAAUUUCUCUCUUUCCAAAUUCUUCUUCUUUGUACUUCUUUUACCCUCUUAUUUUCGCCCUUUUGCAAAGUUCCUUUUUCCUGUGUUGGUUUAAUCGGUUGAUUUUUACUGUACUUUUGUUGUUCUGUUUCAUCAAUUGAUCAUUACAAUUGCUGGGUUUCAGGAAUUCAGUCAGCUUUAAUUGGUUGUUGCUGAAACAGAUUCAUUUUGGCAGAACUCAAAAGUUGUAGUUGUUUCCUUAUGCCAAUUUGGACCUUCAUAUGAUCAGCUAAGCAUCUUUGGGGAAUGGACUUACCAUAUAAGCCUACUGCAGUUGCUUGCAAAUAAUGUCCAGUUGGCAAGGGGGUAGAAAUGCUCUGAGCAUAUUCAAGUGGAGAAGACCUGGUGAUCCUUCUCUAUCCACAGGCCUACUUAAUGAUGUUCCUCCCGAGAUCGAAUUAUCUGGCUAUGGAAGGGUACCGAGUCCUGGUAGCGAAAGCCCCUCUGGGCUACUUAAUGGGGAGAGCCUGAAAGUUGAACCUAUUUCUGAUUUGGAUCUGUUUUUUGAAAGGCUUUACAGCUACUAUUGCGAAAAAGGGAUUUGGUGUAUUAUAGUGAAGUGGAUAUGCGAACUCCUUACUCUUGCUUUCACAAUAUGCUUUGCCGGAUUUCUCUUACUAUUUGUUGACUGGAAUGGGCUUCUCAAUGCUAAGUGUGGAAUGGAUGCUGUUGAAUCUGGCACCAAGCUGUGUGACCUAGGAAAAGAAGCUUUCCGUGAUCACCCUUUAACCCAGCUUACAACUCUCAAAGCGACUUUUCUUGGGUAUUUGGGACUAUUUUCCAUAUAUUGGGUCUUCUGUUUUUUGAGAUUUUUCACGCAGCUGAAAGAGACACUCAGGAUACGACACUUCUAUUACAACUGUCUCCAUGUUACAGAUAAUGAGUUGAAGACUAUGCCAUGGCCAUCUAUUCUUGAGAAAGUGGUUCGUGCUCAGAAUUCACAGAAGCUAUGUGUGGUUAAGGAUCUGUCUGCUCAUGAUAUUGUAAUGCGAUUGAUGCGGAAGGAAAAUUACUUGAUUGGCAUGAUCAACAAGGGGAUUCUUUCUUUUGAAAUCUCUAAGUGGUUCCCUGGUGCUGGUCCAACUGUGAAGUUUGGCCUUAAUAGGGGUCGUGAACGCCUCAUAUUGACAAGGACGCUUGAGUGGACCUUAAAUUGGUGCAUAUUGCAUAGCAUGUUUGACAGAAAAUUCUGUAUCAGGGAGGAUUUUGUCUCGAAUCCUGGUACAUUGAGGAAAAGACUCGUAAUAGUUGGAAUUGUGAUGCUUCUUCUAGCUCCAUGUUCAGUGAUAUUCAUGCUGUUUUUUCUCUUCUUGAGACAUGCUGAACAGUUCUAUAACCACCCGACAACAGCAUCAUCUCGAAGAUGGUCAAAUUUGUCAAAGUGGAUGUUUAGGGAAUACAAUGAGGUGGAGCACUUCUUCAGGCACCGUAUGACCAGCAGUGUACCACAUGCUUCAGAUUACUUGAAGCAAUUUCCAUCUCCCAUACUGUCCAUUGUUGCUAAAUUUAUCUCCUUCAUAUCUGGUGGCCUUGCCGCAGUGUUGAUCAUCAUUGGAUUCGUGGAAGAGUCUCUGCUGGAGGGCCAUAUAUUUGGCCGUAAUUUGUUCUGGUACGCUGCUGUAUUUGGAACUAUAACGGCUAUCAGCCGGGCUGCUGUGACCGAUGAGCUUCUCGUUCUUGACCCUGAGGGUGCAAUGUCCUUGGUUGUUCAGCACAGUCACUACAUGCCAAAGAGAUGGCGGGGUAAAGAAAACACAGAGAUAGUCCGAAUGGAGUUUGAAACUUUAUUUCAGUAUACAGCAAUGAUGUGGCUGGAGGAGAUGGCAUCUAUUUUACUAACUCCUGUUUUGCUCAUAUUUGUUGUUCCGAAGCAAGUGAAUGAGGUCCUGCAGUUCAUCAGUGAAUUUACGGUAUACGUUGAUGGUGUUGGUGAUGUUUGCAGCUUUAGUGUCUUUGAUUUUCAAAAGCAUGGCAAUGCAAAUUAUGCUUCUCCAUAUAAUUCACUUCCCUCCCAGAGGAGCUCCCAAGGCAAAAUGGAAAAAUCCUUUUUGAGCUUUCAGACCAGCUAUCCAUCUUGGCAACCAGAUUCUCAAGGAAUGCAAUUUCUGACCACACUCAGAAAAUUCCGGAAUGAAAAAUUGCGAGGGCCUAUGUCUGGGUACACGUAUUCACCACCCAGAAGAUGGCAGCAGAGUCCGCGUAUCAGAGAUCAAAGCACUAGAAACAGCUACUUCAGAAGGGAAUCGCCUUACAACAGUCCUGGACCGGGCUAUCAUUUGGGUUCUCUUUGGCUCAUUGAGACAGAUCCAAAAAGUUACCCUUAUCUUCUGGACUGGUUUUAUGUGUCCGGCGCUCGCCGAGUACUUGGUAAUAUUACCAAUGUCCCCACAGUUUCUCUGGACGACGAUGUGCAAGGCAAAGAUUCUUGGCUGGCAUCCUUACAUAAUGAAGGUGAUCAUGGAGAUAGGUUGCCUGAUUUCUUUGACAAUCGGUCGACGCCCCAUCUAGAAGCUUCCACUUCAUCUUCUGUCUUCCUAGAGGAACAAAGUGUCUUUCGGCAUCAUGACUCGAGCACCAUGCUGCCUCCAGGCAGGAGCCUUUGGUGGGCUCGUGGUGGACCUAGCACUGCGGACCCACAACAAGGCAGCUUUCUUGAGCCUCCCGACUUCAGGCACCAUGGUGGGCCCCAGCAAAGCAGCUUUCUUGAGCCUCCCGACUUCCGGCAUCAUGGCGUGCCCCAACAAGCCAGCUUUCUCGUGCCUCCUGAAUUUGACCACCAAAAUGCUGGUGAUUACUAUGAAAGCCAUUCAGAGACGAGCAUAGACGAGCAAGAACAACAGCUGGAUUGGGGCAAGUUCAACAAGUUAUCUCGCACGAGUUAUCAAGAUGAAUUUAGUACUAGUGGUGGAGAAUUCAAGCUUCAUUUUGAUGAUAUCUUUAAACCUUCAGAACCCCCCACCAUGAAUAUAGACCCUAGAGACUUAGCCUGAUGUUAACUGAUUCUUGUUCCCUUAGAAGGGAUUGUUGGUUCAUUUCUUUAUUUGGGUCUUUUUGGUACAUAGUCUUUUUAGGGUGAAUAUCUCCUUUUUGUUUGGUGCAAGGAGAUUAAAAAUCAAAAUUCUUUGCUGUACAUAAUUCAUGGCAUCACAAAAGGUCGAAUUUAGAAUUGACCUUUCUCCUCUUUUGGGAAAUGUACAAAAAACAUGUCACUUGUAGGUGGUAGUUGUUCCUUUUUUCAUUUGUGCAUAUGCUAUUGCUGCUA